Messenger RNA from Camelina sativa (false flax), 1543 nucleotides. RefSeq lists its product as uncharacterized. Lineage: Eukaryota; Viridiplantae; Streptophyta; Magnoliopsida; Brassicales; Brassicaceae. The record is from RefSeq and is a predicted model, not a curated record.
UCCUAUUUAAAAGUCUCCUUCUUUCCAUAAAUCUCUCAUCUUUAAUAAACUAGCCGUUACACAUCUCUCUCUCUCUCUCUCCGUCUCUCUCUCUCUUUCUUUCUCUAAACCUUCAUCAAUGGCUGCUUCUGUUGAAACUCAAUCACCUAAUCAUACUAACCAGGAAGGAACAAGCUUGAACAUGGUUUCUGCAACUUGUUUUGGUUCUUCUCCAUCGAUUGUUAGUCCAUCUUCAGACAAGCGUUUAUGGAGUAAUCUUCGUAACAGGAUAGAUGUUCUUCUCGAAGAAAAGAGCAGAGAUCACAAACCCAUCGCCAAUUCGAUUACUACGGGAGAAUCAGAGAGAUCAAAGAGGUUUAAGAACGAUUCGAUGCUUCUGCUUAAAGGGUUUGAUUCGGUUUCUCAUACUCUUUCUCUGCUUUCUAGUAACCUCGACAAUGCCCUUCAGGGAGUAAGAGAAUUAGCUAAACCACCUACGUUAUCUGAGAUACUCCACUCGAAUCUUCAAGCUGAUCAGAUACAACGACAACAGAAAGAAGAAGAAGAAGAAGAAGAAGAAGAGAGUAAAGGGACGAAGAGGAAACACGAAUCUGACGUUGAAGAAAAAGAUGAUUCUUCGAAUGAAGAAGAGAAGAGACCAAAAGAUAGGAAAAUCAUGAAGAGGGCUAAGAACAUUGCGAUAUCCAUGGCAGCGAAAGCGAAUUCACUUGCAAGAGAGCUUAAAUCCAUAAAAUCUGACCUGAGUUUUAUCCAAGAACGUUGUGGUUUGCUUGAAGAAGAGAACAAGAGACUCAGAGAUGGGUUUGUGAAAGGUGUUAGACCUGAAGAAGAUGAUUUGGUGAGGCUACAAUUGGAGGUGUUGCUUACGGAGAAAGCUAGACUAGCGAGUGAAAACGCGAAUCUGGUUAGAGAAAAUCAGUGUCUUAACCAGAUGGUUGAGUACCAUCAGAUCACAUCUCAAGAUCUAUCUCCUUCAUAUGAACAAGUCGUUCAAGGUUUAUGCUUAGAUUUCUCAUCCCCUGUUCCUCAAUUCGAUGAUGAUGAAGAAGAAGAGGAUGAAUCAAGAUCUCAUCAUGUCUCGAAAGCUCUCAACGAAAGCUUUGAGAAAACAGAAGAAGAAGAAGAAGAACAACAUUGAUCAAGACAAGUUUUUAGAUUUUCUGUGUUUCGUUCUAAAUUUUUCCAUAAUUGAUGAUUAGGUUUUGUGUGUUUCGUUUUGACUAGUCUCUUGGUCUCUAAGGCAUAAAGUUGUAACACCCCACUGUUUGUUGUAAUAAUUUGGUCACAUAUUACGUUAGAUAAAAUCGCUAAUGGUGGAUAAAAUCGCUAAAGGAACUUGACGAUUCGCUCAAGGCUUAAGCUACCACCAGGCACCAGUUUCACGAAUCUGAAAGACGAGGCCGCGGUUUGGAGCUUGAAUACAUGCAGUUUCAUAGUCUUAAGUUAAAUACAUGCAGUUUCAUAGUCUCUAAGAUAUAAAAUUGUAAACAUCCCACAUUCCCCCACAGCUUGUUGUAACAAUUUGGUCAGGUAUGAAGUAAAU